Paramecium tetraurelia is the source of this 2248-nucleotide messenger RNA. RefSeq lists its product as uncharacterized. The transcript has 6 exons. The record is from RefSeq and is a predicted model, not a curated record. Gene Ontology annotation, biological process: proteolysis. Gene Ontology annotation, cellular component: cytoplasm. NCBI's taxonomy places the organism in Eukaryota, Ciliophora, Oligohymenophorea, Peniculida, Parameciidae. Gene Ontology annotation, molecular function: calcium-dependent cysteine-type endopeptidase activity.
AUGGGAAUUUGUACAAGCACUAAAUAGAUCUAAGUUCCUGCUCAUGAUCAUGCUCCUGAAACAGAGUAUAAACCUUUCGUUUUCGACACAACUAUUGUUCCUGAAUAACAACCAUAAGUUGUGCAAAAUAAAACACACACUAUUGCUGAUCGAAUUGUGCCCUAGCAUACUGUUGCCAAUUAAACUAAAACAGAUUAUGAUUUGGCUCUUGAAGAAAUGCGCAACAAAUCAUAAGCAAUAUUUGAAGAUUCCAAAUUUCCACCUGUUCGAAGCAGCCUUUCAUCGGACCCCAAUUUUAAGAAGGGAAAAGACAUCGCAUGGAAGAGACCAGACCAGUUUUUGCAGGCUGGUUAAAUCAAGUUGUUUGAUUCAAUUGAUCCAAUGGACAUCAAGUAAGGAGAACUUGGAGAUUGCUAUUUUUUAAGUUCCUUGUCUGCUUUGGCUGAGAUCCCCCAAUAAAUCUAGAAAUUAUUCAGACAUCAAGAGUAUUAAUAAAGUGGUAAGAGCCUUUAUGGUAUUUAUAUGUGUAAGAAUGGAAUUUUACAGGAAAUAGUUGUGGACGCAUUCACUAUACCUUGUAAUCUUUAAGGAGGUCCAAUAUUUUCAAAAGCAAAUGGAAAUGAAUUGUGGGUGCUUCUGUUGGAAAAAGCUUAUGCUAAAUUAUUUGGGUCUUAUCACAAAAUUGAAUCAGGAUUAGCAAGUUGUGCCUUAAAGGAUUUAACUGGAGCCCCAAGUGAAUAUUUUAUCAGAAAAGGGGAAACCUUAAAAGAUGCUGAUUUAUGUUGGGAUUUCAUGGAGAAAAAUGACAAACAAAAAUACAUAUUGACAGCAUCUUCGGAGACUAAUGAAUAAGGUGUAGAAUUAGACAAUGGAGGUGGUAUAGUAUCUUAGCAUUGCUAUGCAAUUUUGGAUGUGCAAAGGGUUACUGGAAGUGAUGGACAACCUGAUAGAAUCAUUAAGAUUAGAAAUCCUUGGGGUAGAAAAGAAUGGACAAAAGACUGGAGUGAUAAUUCUGCAAAAUGGACACCUGAAUUAAGAUAGAGAUUAUAAGUAUAAUAAAAGGAUGAUGGAAUCUUUUGGAUGAGUGUUAAAGAUUUCAUAACUGAAUUUAGUUAGGUUUGCGUGUGCAAAUUCAAACCAGAUUAUUUCUAUACAGCCACAACACUGUAGGUAAAUGCAUAGGACACAGUUACUACAAAAGUGAUCUUGAUGAAAGUUUAUUAGAAAGCACACGCAUUUAUUUCUUUGACCUAAUCAGAUAAACGAUUUUUCUAAAAAGGUCAUUAAUAUUCAUUAGCCAGAUUGAUAGUUGGUGAAUUAGAUAAGAAUACAAAAGAAGUAUUACAUUAUUCAGGUUGUGCUUUUGAUAAUGAGAGGGAUAUUGUUGUUGAAAAGACAUUUGAACCUGGAUAUUAUGCCUUGUAUAUUGAAGUAGAUUGGGCAUAAAAUUAUGAUCGAUAUUUAGCAAUUUCUUGUUACGGAUCAAAUUCAGUCUAAUUUUCUGAAUUGCAAUUUCCAUCUGGUCAAGAAAAAUUGGCUAUAGGUACAAUCUUCGAUGGAUUCCUAAGAGCACAUGAAAGAGACACUGAUGAGGAAAAGGUUAAAGACAUUGAACCAGGAAUUAGAAGAAUUUCUGGAGUCGUUGGUGGAUAUCUUUAUUAUUGGUAUCAAAAUUAGACAACUAAAAAAACUCUUCAGGAACUUCUUCAUUUGGAUAAAAUAUAAAACUUAGAAAUUUGUCCUCCUUAUACGAAUCCUGCCGAUGUUCAAAUCUAAUGCAAGCCUCUUUCUACUGUCAUGGUCAAAUAUAGAGUUACUAAACAAGGUGGAGGUUCCUAUGGAUACGCAUUGAAAUGUUAAACCCAAGUGAUCGAAGCCAAAACUGAUUAAGAUAUCAUUCAACAAGCUCUCCAUAAGCCAGAUUAAAAAGUCUAAAGAAGCAUGUAAGGAUAAAAUAUACAAGUUUUCUUUUAUCUUGUUAAGUUCCCUGCUGGAGUUGCUUUCUUUUAUGAAAAUAAAGAAUCCAGAACAUAUUAAGAGACCAUUACAUUUGAAGUCACCAACCUGAAAGGAGUAGGCAUAGAUAUCUCCAGAGAUGUAGUCGUAGAAAUUCCUCCUGGGUAAUCAAAACUGAUAUAAUUACAAUCCGUCGAUCCAAGCAAAGGAUACUCAUACAAAUAAUCGAUUAUGUUUAAGUUAAUAUGAGAUACAAAAUAGCUUUAUGCAAAUUAUAAAUAUUAAUUAUUAA